AGACCGUAAAAGCCGUGCGUAACUGUGGAUGUGGAGUGGAUGGGCAGCGAGCUCUCCGGCAGCUCGUUACUCAGAGCGCCUUCCUUCCUCGGCCGGGUCCUAAUAUGGAGCUUGGGGCUUAUAAAUACCACCUAAAUUGUUCUCCAAACAAUCAAGUCAAAGGGUUGCCGGAUCGCGCAAGAACCUAAAGGGGGCACAGCUGAGAUCCAAACAUGAACGUCGCAGCGGGGCUGUUUGUGCCGACGCUCGUUUUCCUCCUGGGAAAAGAUGCGGGAGCAGAGCGGAACAGCGGCUACUGCAUCGGGAACUCGUGCUUCACUCUGUUCCGGGACCCCGGCACGUUCAGCUCAGCGCAGCGGCUCUGCAGAGACCAGAACAGCCACCUGAUGACGGUGCGGACCUCUGUGUCCAGCGACGUGCUCUCCGUCCUGCUGGGAAACCUGACCGGAAGCUUCUGGAUCGGCUUGCACCGCCUGAGCGGCUGUCCGGACCCGUCGGAGGAGCUCCGAGGCUUCCAGUGGGUAACCGAGGACGCCAAGAGCGACUUCGUCAACUGGCAGCCGGACCCCGACGACAGCUGCUCGGCCGCCUGCUGCGUGUCCGUGAACGGAGAGGAAAACUUUAAAUGGAGCCAGACCCCGUGCGACCGGCCCGCGGCGGGCUUCCUCUGCGAGACCGUCUUCACCGACCCCUGCACUAACCUGCCGCACACAGCGCAGCAGUCUGUGCUCUACUGGACUCCCUACGGGUUCGAGGUGGAGGAUGUUCGGUCCGCCACGCUGCCGCGUGGAAGCAUCGCCACCCUUUUCCCGUCCAAGACCAAAUACAUCUGCGGCACCUCCACCAAGUGGCUGCAGGCUCCAUGGAGCUGCGAGAUAAACGAAGGCGGGUGUGAAUACAAGUGCAAAGUGGACCCCAGCAGCAGCCCCGUCUGCUACUGCCCGCCGGGCGAGAGCGUGAGCCCGGCCAACGGAGUCUCGUGCCAGGCGGAGGGCCCGGACGACCCCUGCGCGGCGCUGCGCUGCCAGCAGACCUGCUACGAGGCCGGGGGCCGGCAUCAGUGCGGCUGCGAGAGCGGCUACAGGUUGGUCGGCGGCGCGUGUGUGGACACGGACGAGUGCAAGCUCGCGCCAUGCGAGCACGACUGCGCCAACACGCCCGGAAGCUACGUGUGCUCGUGCUUCAAGGGGUACCGGGUGGACGAGAAGGAUCCGCACAAAUGCAGGCGGCACUGCGGGAAGCCGGAGUGCCCCGCGGAGUGCGACCCCAACUACAACCUCCUGUGCUUCUGCCCGGACGGCUACGUGUCAAGUGAAAGGGGGGGCUCUGUCUUCUGCAUAGACAUUGACGAGUGCGAAUCUCAUUACUGCGAACAGAAGUGCCGAAACACGUACGGCGGGUACGUGUGCUCCUGCUACCCCGGUUUCAAGUUAGUGGGUGAAUACCAGUGCAGAGAAGUCAGCGACGGGGACGGCGAGACCACAGACGUGGACAGCUCCAUCUUCAGCUCCAUCCCCACGUCACCCACAGACCCGACCGAGCGGCCCUCCGCGGUGACGGCCGGGGGUCUCGUGGGGAUCAUAGUGAGCACGGUCUUCGUCGUCGUGCUGGCCGUUUUCGCGGCGCACGUGCUGCUCCUGCGCAGAGGGAGGAAGGAGGAGGGCGCCGCGAGCGCGAACGGAGAGACCGAGGAGGACACGCGCGGCCCGGAGAGGCCGAGCGACAGCGGCAGGGACAAAGUGGUGUAAGGAGAGAGACGCUUUUGGACGAGAGGAAUGAAUGUAGGAGCCGAGCCUCCAAGAAGCACAGACUCAAAAAAAACAAAACAAAAAAAAUCUCUCACUUUGAGGAAGAAGUCUGGCAGGAUGCAGCUCAGGCAGAAAACUAAAUGAAGCAGCAAACGGUUUACAAAAAACAUCAGUUCGUGUUUGUAUUUACUGCCCAACUCACACGCAGCCUCCGACAUGGAAUGAAGCGACAAAAGAACUGUUGACAGUUU
Xiphophorus hellerii (green swordtail) is the source of this 1999-nucleotide messenger RNA. RefSeq names its product thrombomodulin (gene thbd). NCBI's taxonomy places the organism in Eukaryota, Metazoa, Chordata, Actinopteri, Cyprinodontiformes, Poeciliidae. Bases 213 to 1748 code for a protein of 511 amino acids. Gene Ontology annotation, cellular component: membrane. The transcript has a single exon. The record is from RefSeq and is a predicted model, not a curated record. Gene Ontology annotation, molecular function: calcium ion binding; transmembrane signaling receptor activity.